UCUCUCGCUUUCUGAUUUUCUUCUUCUUCGCCAGAAUUGCUGCGAGAAUAGUAAGAAGCUUUUUUUUCCCUGCAACAACAACAGAAGACUUGGGUGGAUGUUUAUAAUCGCCUAUUUGCAAGACUCAUUGUAGGUGACCCGAGAACAAUGCUAAACCAGCUAUGGUUUGCACUGCUAAUGGUUUACUGGAAUGGAGAGAUUUCCCUAAGGGCCUCAGAGUCCUCCUUCUUGAUGGAGACAACAGUUCUGCUGCUCAAAUAAGAUCAAAGCUUGAGGCAAUGGACUAUAUUGUUUCUACUUUCUGUGAUGAGAAUGAAGCUUUGUCAGCAAUUUCAAAUGAACCUGAGAGCUUCCACAUUGCUAUUGUAGAGGUGAGUAGCAGCAACAGUGAUGGGAGGUUCAAGUUCCUUGAAGUCGCAAAGCACUUGCCCACCAUUAUGACUUCAAAACUACAAUGUCUGGCUACCAUGAUGAAGUGCAUAGCGCUUGGAGCAGUUGAAUUUCUUCUGGAACCACUUUCAGAUGACAAGCUUAGAAAUAUAUGGCAACAUGUAGUUCAUAAGGCAUUUAGCGCAGAAGGAAAAGGCCUUCCAGAAACACUAAAGCCUGUCAAAGAAUCUGUGGUUUCUAUGCUACAGCUUGAGGUGGAUAAUGGAGAACCAAAGAGCAAUAUCCUAGUAAAAUCAGAAAAUGAAACUGCAGUGGGCAGUGAUAGGUAUCCAGCUCCUCUUACCCCACAGUUGAAGCAAGGAGUUAGGUUAGUGGACGAUGGAGAUUGCCAAGACCAAACUAAUUCCUCAGAAGAGAAGGAAGGUGGGGAUCAAGAUGGGGAAUCUAAAUCUGUCGACACUACUUGUGGCAGCGCAAUGGCUAACACUGCUGCCCAGGCAAGGCCACCUGAGAUACUGGAUCGGACUGUUACUAAAGAGGAGAAUGAAUCUCCUUAUGGUUGUAGAAGUGAGAGUAACAUGUCUUGUCCACGGAACAAAGAUAGUCUGAAUGAUUCUGGUGCUGAUGCUGGAAAUCCUGUGAAGGCAUCUGGGAUUCACCAUUCAUGUGCAAAUAAGGCCAAUCGAAAGAAGAUGAAGGUAGACUGGACACCUGAACUGCACAAAAAGUUUGUACAAGCAGUCGAGCAACUUGGUGUGGGUAAGGCCAUCCCUUCUAGAAUACUAGAGUUAAUGAAAGUCGAAGGAUUGACAAGGCAUAAUGUAGCCAGCCAUCUCCAGAAAUACAGAAUGCAGAGAAGACACAUUUUGCCCAGGGAAGAAGAUAGAAGGUGGCCUCAUCCAAGAGAUCCCUCACAAAGGAAUUAUUAUCCACAUAAACCCGUCAUGGCCUUCCCGCCAUAUUACUCUAAUCCGACUUUCCCAGCCGCUCAGGUCUCCUCAGCAUGGGGGCCUCCCGGCAGUUACCUCACUGGCCUCCAGACAUGGAGCCCUACUUUCUACUCACCGUGGCAGCCUGCACAAAAUUGGCAUUGGAAGCCAUAUCAAGAGAUGAAUGCUGAUGCAUGGGGCUGCCCGGUGAUGCCUCCACAGCCUCAUGGAUCCUGCUUGUCAUUUCCUCAAAACGUGGCCGGCUUUGUCGGUGCUAACACCGGGGAUGGCAGAGGCAUUCCACAGAGUUCUUUCGACCUCCACCCGGCGGAGGAGGUAAUUGACAAGGUGGUGAAGGAGGCAAUAAGCAAGCCAUGGCUGCCGCUGCCCAUAGGCCUGAAGCCGCCUUCCACUGACAGUGUCCUAACCGAGCUCUCAAAGCAGGGCCUCUCCCCCUUCCCUCCCCGCUCCAUUAACGGCUCUCGCCCCCGAUGACGUGUCGCCGCGCCAUUGGCCCACGACCCUCCCUCCAGUAAGCAAACAGAUUCAGACAAGGAAAAAAAAGCUGCGGUGGAUGCUGUGCAACGCCACUGUAAAAGCCACGUGCUGCGCCAUGGCUGAGGAUCGGCCACGUAUGCGGGAUCAUGGUGUGGCUGUGAAUCAGUCUUUGGAAAUUUGAUGGUAGGGUGGGAACCUCGUGUUGUCUGUGGCGGUGGGUGGGGCCCUUACCUGAUUGGUGCCCUCAAUAAUGUAAUGUUGGCGGACAGUGUUUGUGGGUGGGGACUGGGGGGCUGACUGGAUCUGUACAGAGACUUUUUGUGAAUAAAAAUCGGAAUUUUUGAAUUUAAACGCGGAUGUACGCUGAUGGCUCGUAUGAUGGGACCGCUUGAUUAUCUGCAAUGGUAGAAAUGGUACGUUUCGCCAUUAAUGGCAA
Messenger RNA from Diospyros lotus (date-plum), 2253 nucleotides. Its product is annotated as two-component response regulator-like APRR2. The record is from RefSeq and is a predicted model, not a curated record. The coding region runs from base 162 to 1814 and encodes 550 amino acids. Gene Ontology annotation, biological process: positive regulation of DNA-templated transcription; phosphorelay signal transduction system. The transcript is spliced from 12 exons. Gene Ontology annotation, molecular function: DNA-binding transcription factor activity; transcription cis-regulatory region binding. NCBI's taxonomy places the organism in Eukaryota, Viridiplantae, Streptophyta, Magnoliopsida, Ericales, Ebenaceae. Gene Ontology annotation, cellular component: nucleus.